This is a messenger RNA of Drosophila ficusphila, 3407 nucleotides long. RefSeq names its product cullin-4A (gene Cul4). The coding region runs from base 392 to 2857 and encodes 821 amino acids. Gene Ontology annotation, biological process: DNA damage response; ubiquitin-dependent protein catabolic process; protein ubiquitination. Lineage: Eukaryota; Metazoa; Arthropoda; Insecta; Diptera; Drosophilidae. The record is from RefSeq and is a predicted model, not a curated record. Gene Ontology annotation, cellular component: Cul4-RING E3 ubiquitin ligase complex. Gene Ontology annotation, molecular function: ubiquitin protein ligase binding. The transcript has 11 exons.
UCCACAUCCCUACUACAAAGCAAUAUUUUCCGCAUGCGACCAAAAACCAAAUAAUAUAAUGCUAACUGUGGAAUUGUAACUGCGAAGUUGAUACGAAUUGGAUUGUCCUCCAGACGCUUAAGGAUCACCAUCUGGCUCCUAGAACGCCGACUGUCGGAAAAGCCUAAUCCGCAGCAGGAACUUGCACUAUAAGUCUUUUCGCCUUGAGCUCGCAAGUUGCCAAUUGUUUGUCGGCUCCAGUGCAAAAGUCGCAGAAAACCAACGGGUACCAUUGCUUGUAGUGUUUAAAUAUAAGCAAGCGGACAAACCCAGACCGGUGCAACUGAAGCAGGGCAGGAUCAGGCGAGUAGGAGCGGAGUGGAGAGCCUGCGGGCAACCGGGGCCCAAAGCUAUGAGCGCAGCCAAGAAGCACAAGCCCAUGGAAACAACUGAGCUGCACGAGAACACCGAGAACAUAGCCGCUUGCUUGAAGAAGGCCGAGAACGUCGCCCCCACCGCCGCUGCCGCCUCUAGCCUAGGUCGUAGUGCUUUCGCUGCCCAAAACAUGAACUCCGCGUCAACCAACGGCGAGCGCCUGCCAAACUUCUCCAAGCUAGGUGGAAGCCAUGGCGAGAUUCGCACGGCCUCAACUACCUCAAACCUCCUCAACCGCAUGGGGGCCAUUCACAAUAGCAAGCCUGGCGAUGUCAAGAAGAUAGUGAUUAAGAACUUAAAGGCUAUGCCCACACUGCCCGAUAACUAUUCCAAGGACACACAUGGAAAGCUGGAGGAGGCCGUUCUCGCCAUCCAACUCUCGAAGCCAAUCAAAUAUUCGCUGGAAGAGCUCUACCAGGCGGUGGUCAAUAUGUGCACCCACAAGAUGGAUGCACAGUUGUACUUGAAGCUUAAGGAGCUAACCGAGCUGCACGUAAAGCGUAAUAUAAAGCUCAAGGAGCUGACUGGCGGCAGCAUGGACAAACUAAUCCUGCUGGAAAAGAUCAACCACUGGUGGCUUUCGUUCUGCCAGCAGAUGAUCAUGAUUCGCAGCAUAUUCCUGUACAUGGACCGAACCUAUGUUCUGCAAAACUCGUCCAUUCACUCGAUUUGGGACAUGGGGCUGGACCUUUUUCGUAUACAUUUUGCUCAGAACAGCGUCGUCCAAAAGCGAACCGUCGACGGGUUAUUAACGCUGAUCGAAAAGGAACGCCAGGGCUCCACCGUGGACCGAGGGCUGCUGAAGAGUUUGGUCCGCAUGCUGUGCGACCUUCAAAUCUAUACCAGCUCUUUUGAGGAAAAGUUCCUCGACGCAACAAACCAAUUGUAUAAGGCUGAAAGUCAACGUAAGAUGCAGGAACUGGAGGUGCCAGAGUACUUACAGCACGUAAACAAGCGUCUGGCCGAAGAGAACGAACGCUUGCGGCAUUAUCUGGACUCCAGCACAAAACAUCCGCUGAUAUACAAUGUGGAAAAGGAGCUACUUGCGGAACACCUAACGGCAAUAUUGCAGAAGGGUUUGGAUUCAUUGUUGGAAGACAACAGGCUGAGCGACCUUACGUUGCUGUACGGGCUGCUGAGCCGGGUCAAAAAUGGAACUUCUGAACUGUGCGGAAACUUCAACGGCUAUAUUAAGAAAAAGGGACGCACCAUUGUCAUUGAUCCAGAAAAGGAUAAGAGCAUGGUCCAAGAUUUGCUGGAUUUCAAGGAUAAGAUGGAUGUGAUUGUUCGCACCUGUUUUGAACACAAUGAGAAGUUCACCAACUCUUUGCGCGAGGCCUUUGAGUUCUUUAUCAAUCAGCGCGCCAACAAGCCGGCCGAGCUCAUCGCUAAGUAUGUAGACAUGAAACUACGAUCUGGCAACAAGGGAACCACCGAUGAGGAGUUGGAGAAGACUUUGGACAAAAUCAUGGUUCUGUUUCGUUUCAUACACGGCAAGGAUGUCUUUGAAGCGUUUUACAAAAAGGAUUUAGCCAAACGACUGCUAGUGGGCAAAUCGGCAUCGGUGGACUCCGAAAAGAGUAUGCUGUCCAAGUUAAAACAAGAGUGCGGCGGGGGAUUCACGUCGAAGCUGGAGGGCAUGUUCAAGGACAUGGAAUUGAGCCGGGAUAUCAACAUUGCGUUCCGUGGACACGCGCUUAGCAACAAUCGCGAUGUUCAUAACUUAGACUUAUGUGUCAGUAUUCUGACCAUGGGAUAUUGGCCUACUUAUGCGCCCACGGAAGUCACAAUGCCGCCACAGUUUAUUAAUCCGCAGCAGAUUUUUAAUAAGUUCUAUCUUGAAAAGCACAGCGGUCGUAAGUUGCAAUGGCAACCUACACUGGGGAACUGCAUGCUGCGUGCUCAGUUUGAUGCGGGCCCAAAAGAGUUAUUGGUAUCGCUGUUUCAAGCUCUUGUUCUGCUACUGUUUAACGAUAAGGCGGCUCUAAGCUACGAGGAGAUUUUGGCUGCCACUCUUAUUGAGGACGGAGAAUUGCGUCGAACACUACAAUCUCUCGCUUGUGGUCGGGCCCGCGUCAUAACGAAAACACCGAAAGGUCGCGAAAUUUUGGACGGCGAUCAGUUUGACUUUAACAAUGAGUUUACAAACAAAUUGUUCAGAAUCAAAAUCAACCAAAUACAGAUGAAGGAGACGAAUGAGGAGCAAAAGGCGACGGAGGAGCGCGUUUUCCAGGAUCGUCAGUAUCAAAUUGAUGCGGCUAUUGUGCGCAUCAUGAAAAUGCGAAAAACAUUAAGUCACAAUCUGCUCAUCACUGAGCUGUUCAAUCAGCUCACCUUCCCCGUCAAGCCUGCUGACUUAAAGAAACGCAUCGAAUCGCUCAUUGAUCGCGACUACAUGGAACGGGACAAGGAUAAUCAAAACCAAUACAACUAUGUGGCAUAAAUAGCCAUUGCUUCUGUGAACUCCGAUUCGAUUGUAACUCGUUCUAUAUACCAUACGCAUACAUACUAACAGUCCAAUUAAAUUUUUGGAAUGUCUCUGGUCUGGUCAGCCAAGUUCAGAAAGUUGCAGCUAUAAUUUUGUUUCUACUAAAAAGUUGAACGAACCUCAAGCUGAUGGUAGAAUAGUUGCUACAGUUCUUUUUGUAAGUUACCUUAUCAACCAAUAAAUUAAGCGUUUAAUUUACAAGCAGUGUCCUUUGGAAGAGGUCAUCGCCAUUGAAAAAUAGCCUCAGCAAUAUUAAAAUGUCCUCGAACCGGAAAAAGAACCAAGCGUUCAAUAAACUUAUUUAUUGGACUAAUUGUAUUUGGUUUAUUUUAAUUGAUAAUUCUUCUUCAAUUAACAAUAAAAGUGACACUUGCAGGCUAAAUUUCUAAAGAAAAUAUUUAAAUAAUUGUAACUCGUACUCGUAACUCUGUAUGCAAAACGGAUACGCAUAACUUAAUAGUUUUUUAUUUACCAUAAAUAAAAAAAUUACGUGAAAAUAUAAUAA